Molecule: messenger RNA, 3417 nt
Organism: Oncorhynchus keta (chum salmon)
Lineage: Eukaryota; Metazoa; Chordata; Actinopteri; Salmoniformes; Salmonidae
Product: hypoxia-inducible factor 1-alpha-like
Exons: 15
Coding region: 136-2028 (630 amino acids)
Biological process (GO): cellular response to hypoxia; regulation of transcription by RNA polymerase II
Molecular function (GO): RNA polymerase II transcription regulatory region sequence-specific DNA binding; DNA-binding transcription factor activity, RNA polymerase II-specific; protein dimerization activity
Source: RefSeq, a predicted model, not a curated record
AAUGUCUGCCAAGGCGGAAGCCAGUCGGGAUGAGGCGUUGUUGUUAGAGCUUUCUCGAGUCAAACAGUCUCAGCAUAGAAUUGAACGAUAAUAAAACAAAUCAGAAGUCUGAUCCUUGAAGUUUACGAGUUUAAUAUGGAUACGAAGGAAGAUCCUGUUGCACAACGGUCGGGUACGGAUCAGCGGAAGGUGCGUUCCCGGGAUGCGGCACGCUGCCGACGGAGUCAGGAGACGGAGCUGUUCUACGAGCUGGCCCACACCCUGCCCCUCCCCCGCAGAGUCUCCGCCGACCUGGACAAGGCCGCCAUCAUGAGGGUGACGCUCAGCUUCCUUCGCAUGCACCACCUCCGCUCAGCAGGGGACACGAGUGAGGAGCGCGUCACAGAUGGGGACGAGGACACGAUGGAUGGGUUCUACCCCCGGGCGCUGGCAGGUUUCAUCAUGGUGAUGACCGAGGAGGGGGAUAUGAUUUACCUGGGUGACAGCGUCGACAAACACCUGGGCAUCCAACAGCUGGAGUUGCUGGGUCAGAGUGUGUAUGACUUUGUCCACCCAUGUGACCAAGAGGAGCUACGGGAUCUCCUGGUGCCUAGGCCAGGUGUAUUCAAGAAGAAACCAGUGCAGCAACACACAGAGAUUACCUUCUUUCUUAGGAUGAAGAGCACUCUGACUGUUAGAGGGCGCACUGUCAACAUAAAGUCUGCCACCUGGAAGGUGCUGCACUGUACAGGCCACAUGCGUGUGUUCUCCAGUGACGAGGAUUCGUCACCCCCUGCAGGCAGCUUCAUGACGGUGCUGUGUGAGCCCAUCCCCCACCCGUCAAGUGUGGAGUUCCCUCUGGACCGCAGUACCUUCCUCACUCGACACAGCAUGGACCUGCGCUUCACACACUGCGAGGGCAGGGUGGCAGAGCUAGUGGGAUACGAGCCAGAAGAUCUGAUUGGCAAAUCUGCCUACGAAUUCCAUCAUGCCCUGGACUCGGAUCAUGUGACCAAGAGCCUGCACAUCCUUCUAUCUAAAGGCCAGGUGUGCACCAGCCAAUACCGUUUUCUGGCUAAGAGUGGGGGCUUCGUGUGGGCAGAGACCCAGGCUACAGUCAUCUACAACAACAAGACCUCUCAACCAGAGGCUGUGGUCUGUCUUAACUUUAUCCUCAGUGUGGUGGAGCAGGCAGAUGUGGUGUUCUCAGUAGAGCAGACUGGCUGUGGGCUGAAGAGUGAUCCUGUCUCUGAGGCCUCAGAGGAGACUUUGUGUGACAGUGACAACAGCAGCAGUGGAGAGCUCUUCCAACAGCUGAAGGAGAACCCAGAGGACCUCCUCCAACUGGCCCCUGUCUCUGGAGACCCCAUCGUACCCCUCACAGACUUUGCGGAGCUGUCGUUCAGCCUUCCAUCAAGCCCUGACUCCGCCCCAGUUUUCCCACAGGACCUGUGCACCCCCGAGCUGUGGACGCUCCUCUCACCCAUAUUCGACAAGCCCACCUCAUCAUCACCAACACCAGCACUGAUCCCCAUUGAGGAGCUGCCAAUAGAGGAUGAGGUGGAGAAGUUGUUUGCCGUCUGUCCAGAAGAGGUCAUGCAGAAGGAAGACCAGCCUGAGGAUGUGGAAGUGGUUGAUCUGGACAUGCUGGCACCGUAUAUCUCCAUGGAUGAUGAUUUCCUGCUCAGCGUCCAGCUCCCUGGGAUCCCUGACAGCCCCUCCCCAGAGCCCCCCACUGCUACCAGGAAACGGAGCCAUGAGCAGGAUGAAGACAUGCCCUCCCAGCUGAUGAGUCAGGACAAGAGACUGAGACACUCUGUGUCCCCCAUCGAGCAGGAACUGCUUCUCAGCUACACCCUAUUGGACUGCCUGGAGGAUACAGAUAGCCCAGAGUUGGAGCUGGGGCCACACCCCCACAGGCGGAGUCAACUGCUGACGGACAGAGACCCCAUCCUCGGGGAAGCCCAGGGACGAUGUGACACCGCAGCCUUGAUGAGGGACCUCUUCUUGUCCCGCCCACCUGACCCCCUGACCUCUUCUCUGACUUGAGGAAGUAGCUGCCAAUCAUCCCCUGCCAGCUGCGGAGUUCUGCGAUCACAGCGCCUCAACAGCAUUCACACACUCCCCAACCAGACGCGCGCAUUCUCUCUGCCAGCGCCUCCAACUCAGAGACUUCGUCACGCUGGCCAACUAUGUCCACAACAACAGCCUGCUAUGGUUUUCUGCGAGGAUGCCUGUAGCUUAAACCUUGUUAUUCCUCUUCUCUCCACUCUUGUAUGUCUCAUGUUCUAGGGGGUAGGUGGCAGUACUAGGUUUAGCCCCCUCCACCUCUCAUUCAGGGUUGAUAAAGGUGUUCUCCUCAGUUCUUGCGAACACUUGUAGACUUUAGUCUAAACACUACACUUGACCCAAUGGUGCUUCCGAAGUCAGAACAGACUCAAACAACAACACGCACAAAUCAAGCCUAAGACACACACGUCCAGUAAAUCUGAGAGUGGUGUUUUAGAACACAGCGACGACCCUUCAGUUGGUGUACUCUUCUUCAGUACGGUAUGUGGACCUGGCAGUCUGUACGGGACCUUUGGGUUUAUUAUUAUGAUAUUAUUUUGUAACAAACGCACAACGGUUAUAAGAUAUUCCAAUAUUACCUCAGAACGAUCGUCUAUGGGUCAUUUUUUUUAUAAGGAAGGAUCAAAUGAAUGACUAACAUCCCAAGCCAUUGCUAUUGAGCAGUUGGGUGCAGUACUCAGGCAGUUGUUACCUCAAUAGAUCAGCAGUAUGCCGCGUACUCGACUGCCAUCUCUUUCCAACCAAACACACAAAUUAUUUCAGUGGCAUCUUUUUACUUGGUAUUUUUAUAUACUUUACAUGCUAGACUUUAGGGGAAAAAAAACAUGUAUUAAAUGAAUGUUUUGUCUGCUCGCUUAUGGACGACUAUUGUAUAAACCGCAAUGGUUUUGUUGCUUUUAUCAUGUAUUUCUAGGUGGUGAAAGAUCUUGUCAUUUAAGUAGAAAUGAUUUCUUUUCGGAAUAUGGUUGCUGUUUUGCAAAUUCAGUGGAUAAAAUAUCUGACAUCUGCCUUUUGCGCAUUCAUUUCACAUACUGUAGAAAUUCUUACUUCUUAUCAAUUACUCCCACGUUGUCAUUAUUAUGAAUCAAUCGUUUAAAGAAUGCGAAAGAGAGAAAGAUAAUUGGUUUGAAGCGCACAUAGGAUUUAUUUUACCUGCAUGAGUAUUGCAUUUGCAAUAAUGAAAUGAUCCCAUGGCGGCAUUAGGUUCAUCUCUAUAGAUUCAUCAGAAUGUGUUAAGUAUCAUUUGUCUACCCUGUACGAUGAAGGAAGCAACGUAGCCUUGUCACCUGUACGCUCUGUAGUGUAAACCUUGAACCUCCAUAUAUUUCUAAGAGUAUUAUGUUUUUGGGGUGCCAUUUGAGCUUUUUA